Molecule: messenger RNA, 1308 nt
Organism: Brassica napus (rape)
Lineage: Eukaryota; Viridiplantae; Streptophyta; Magnoliopsida; Brassicales; Brassicaceae
Product: probable inactive poly [ADP-ribose] polymerase SRO5
Exons: 3
Coding region: 182-1117 (311 amino acids)
Molecular function (GO): NAD+ poly-ADP-ribosyltransferase activity
Source: RefSeq, a predicted model, not a curated record
AAUGCAACACCGCCGAUUACAGUAACCAAAGGCGGUUCUCCCACUUUCCAUUUAUGCAACUCUUUCCUUAUAUAUUUGCACUUGGAGCUCAAGUUCUCUUGUUCUUUCUCAUCAAUCAUAAACACACAAUACUACUAUUCAAACCUCGUGUUCCACACGGUUUGAUUGUUUUAUUGUUCCAAUGGAUUACGCAAGAACCGAGUUUCAAGCUAGUUUAGAUUCGGAGCAAAAAGGAUCAACGAUAUCUGAAUCUGGAAGCUGUGAUUGUUAUGAGCAACCAAGACCGUCUUUCGCAGAUGAACACGGUCUCAUGGAGUUGUUUGAAGGCGACAAAGCUUACGAUUUAAUCUACCGUAACUGUAAGUCUGGUCUCGGAGAUCAAUGCCAGCUUCUCUCCAUCCUCAGAAACGGGUUUCGCACCCUCGGGUCUCGUGCAAAGCUCAAGACUUUCCAGGUUUUUCAAGAGGCGGUGGAAAUGAAACACGUCGGUGAAGAAGGCGGCGGGAGUAGAGUCAAAUACGGUUGGUGCGCCGUCACGAAAACAGAGUUGAAGCCUAUUUUAGAAUAUGGAUUUAGCCAGCCGAGUAACGAUGGUUCUUAUGGUCGUGGCUUGUAUCUCUCUCCUGAUAAUGCUCUUCUCGAAUGUGUGAAGGGUUCAGCUGCGGAGUCGGAAGAUGGGAUGAGAUUCUUGCUGCUUUCGAGAGUUGUACUUGGGAAGUCAGAGGUUGUUCCACGAGGGUCGUCUCAGUCGUGUCCUAGCUCUCCAGAGUUUGAUUCUGGUGUAGAUAAUUUAUCUUCUCCGAAGAAGUAUAUUGUGUGGAGCACUCACAUGAACACACAUGUCUUGCCUGAGUUUCUUGUCUGCCUCAAAACUCCGUUUAACUUCAACAGUCCAAGGAGAUUGAGAUCGCCAUGGAUGCCGUUUCCUUUACUGAUCAAAGCAUUAUCCAAGUUCCUACCUCCUCCUCAGAUAUUCAUCAUUCAAAAACACUAUAGAGAUCAGCAAAACAUGAGAAUCUCGCGGAGCGAACUAAUACAGCGAGUCAGAAGAAUAACCGGAGACAAACUGCUUGUACAUAUCAUCAAAGCUGUUGGAAAUAAAGUACAACAACAGUAAAAGACUCCAUUGCAGAGAGAUCAUCAUUCUGCUGCAUUUAUGGAUUCUCCUCAGUGUUUUCAGCAUCACAAGGAUCAAGACCGGUUCAGAGAUUUGUAAUGUGUGUAACACAUGAGAGGACUCUGCUGUUUGUCUUUCUCCAUUGAUAGUGACGAAAUUUUAUAUUAUCCAAUAGACUAUUUUAUGAUCAA